AUGGAAGCGAUAGGGUUGCCGGCAUGGAACAGCGCCGAAAACAACGAAUAUGCAUUGAUCACAGGCGCGAAUAGUGGCUUCGGAUAUUCUCUCGCUGCACGUCUUGUAGAUGAAUUCCUCUCCACAAGUAUCUCGUCACCUGGAAAACACCUGACACUCAUCCUCUGUACGCGCUCGCAAUUCAAAACCCAAGCAACCAUCUCUCGUCUCCGGCUACAUAUCCUAAAGCUUACCCAAUACCCUCAGGCUCCCAGACAGUUCGAGUCCCAAGCCAAGGUAGCCGGAGAAAAUUCACGAUGGCAAGACCCUGCUCAACGUAUACACCUCUUGGGCGUUGAAGCCGAUCUUUGCAAUCUUAAAAGUAUUUAUGCUCUAGCAGAUAGACUCGUGAAUGGUACUUUAUUUCCCGAUUCUAGGGACGAACAGCUUAGCUACGGGUUCACCGAGAUUGACGCAUCACGAGCUCAAUGUCAUACGAAGAAAAAUGAGGAACAGCGAAUGGAGGGAGGUAACCAAAGCAUCCGAAUACCAAGGAUAGAUAUACUCUUCUUAACAGCCGGAAUUGGUGGAUGGAGUGGAAUUAAUUGGAUUUCCGCCAUGAAAGAUAUGUGUCUCGAUGUCGUUGAGGCCGUAACCUGGCCCAAAUACAAAAUAGCUAAAGUUGGAGCACUCGCGAGACCACAACUUGAGUCUACGAAGAGAAAAGGGCUUGACGACGGUGCAAGGCUACCUCAGCCCAUGCAGGCAUCACUCGAGGAACCAGCUUUGGGAGAAGUGUUUUGUGCAAACGUAUUUGGUCACUAUAUACUCGCUCACGAAUUGAUGCCCCUACUUUCUCGACCAGCAACGGCCUCAUGUAAAAGCAGCUCCAAGAUUAUCUGGAUUUCGAGUAUACAGGCAUCAGACGAAGAUUUUUCCAUAGAUGACUUGCAAGCAGUUCGCUCGGCCACACCUUACGAGAGCUCAAAGCGGCUAAUAGAUCUUCUUGUCUUAACUAGCGAACUCCCAUCAGUUCAUCCGCUAGUUACAUCUUUUUUUGACAGCGCUAACACCGUGACCCGUAGAUCUAAUACUGAGCGACCAGGAGCGGAGGAGGAUGUGGUAAUAAUCCGUCCUAAAAACUACCUUGCCCAUCCUGGCGUAUUCGCUUCCGAUAUCAUGCCGCUCAAUUUCCUGCUGGUCCUCUUCGGGAAAUUUGUUCUUUAUCUAGUCAGAUGGCUCGGUAGCCCAUGGCACACAAUUCAACCAUACAAAGCUGCAGUAGCGCCCGUCUGGCUUGCGACGACGUGCGCCGAAGCAUUAGAUCAACUAGAAGAAGGCGGGCUUUGCAAGGUCAAGUGGGGGUCUGCCACUGAUACUUGUGGUCGCGAGAGGCCCAAGCAAACAGAGGUGUCUGGCUGGGGAUGGGAUGGUCGCGUGGGGGCCCUUCCAGAUGCCGAGCAAUUACGCGGCAGACAGCGGGGUGCUACAUAUCUCUGUCGAGAGCAGAAAGAAUCCUUUGAGAACUUAGGUCGGCAGUGCUGGCUUAAUAUGGAAGGCUUAAGACGGGAAUGGGAAAGUGUCUUGGGGCUCUACUCGCCGACGUAA
Blumeria graminis f. sp. triticale is the source of this 1587-nucleotide messenger RNA. Lineage: Eukaryota; Fungi; Ascomycota; Leotiomycetes; Helotiales; Erysiphaceae. The record is from the annotation of a GenBank genome assembly.